This is a messenger RNA of Schizophyllum commune H4-8, 1434 nucleotides long. Its product is annotated as DAO-domain-containing protein. Gene Ontology annotation, molecular function: oxidoreductase activity. Lineage: Eukaryota; Fungi; Basidiomycota; Agaricomycetes; Agaricales; Schizophyllaceae. Bases 1 to 1434 code for a protein of 477 amino acids. The record is from RefSeq and is a predicted model, not a curated record. The transcript is spliced from 6 exons. Gene Ontology annotation, cellular component: cytoplasm.
AUGUCAGUGCUGAACUACUUCUUUGGGUCGAAGACCGCGGCGGCGGAGGACGCGAAGCCGGCAGCGCUGCAAGUGAAUGGCCUCCCGCUGGCCAAGGGCAUGUCGCUCUCGCAGUGGCUUCAAAACGUGCGAUCGAACCCGCUGCUGGACCACCGCACGACAGAGGCGCUUCCGGAGACGGCGGACGUGGUGAUCAUUGGCGGAGGGAUUUCCGGCGCGACGACCGCACUGGCGCUGCUGCAGAGCCAGACACCGCCGAAGAGCAUUGUGAUGCUGGAGGCGCGUGAGCUGUGCAGCGGCGCAACGGGGAGGAAUGCGGGGCAUUGUAAGCCGGAUCAGGUGCGUGGUGUGGCGAUGUGGACGCGCAUAUACUCACGCUCUACAGUGGCGCGGAUUCCUGAAGUACCAGAAGAAGUUUGGAACGGAGCAGGCACUCAAGGUGCGCCUAGUCGAACACUGGACGUCCCCGUCACCGACGAGGUCGCAGAGGCGACGGCCAAGAUCUUUGAGGCCUGCAAGGCCGCGGGUGGACCGACAGACAAGGUAGAGGUCAUCACGGAUAAGGCUGAGGCCGUGAAGCGCUCCCGUAUUAAGAGCGCUUGCGCCGUCUACGCCUGGGACGCGUCUACCCUCUACCCCUGGAAGCUCGUCGCGCACGUCAUCAAGCGCUGCCUCAGCAUGGGCCUCAACCUUCAAACCUGGACCCCCGCCCUUUCUGUCGCCCCCUCCUCCUCCUCGCCUGACCAGUGGACCGUCACCACCGAGCGCGGCACAAUCACCACCCCGACCGUCGUGCACUGCACCAACGCCUACGCGGGCGCCAUCCUCCCCGAGUUCGCCCCCGUCAUCCAGCCGCGGCCGCACAUGUGCAACCGCGCGGUCCCGCCGCGCGCGUGGUCCGGGAGCGGCGCGCUGCAGAACUCGUACGGCGUCCUCCUCCCGAACGGCGCGCUGUUCUCGAUCAACCCGCGCUGCACGGCGGACGGCGUGGUGCUGUUCGGGGGAAGCAACCCGGGGCAGGGCGAGCUGGAGAAGUACGUGGACGAGAAGCCGGAAAGGCGCACGUGCGACGGGUUGUCGAACUUCGAGCCGGUGACGCGGCCGGUUAGGGAGUUCACGCAGAAUGAGUUUGAGGGGUGGGGCACGGAGUUUGCGCCCGGGGAGGGGUAUGACUAUUCGUGGAGUGGGAUCAUUGGAGAUACCGCGGACGGUGUCCCGUACGUUGGGCCGGUUCCGGGAAAGAAGGGGCAGUGGAUAUGCGCAGGGCACAAUGGGCACGGCAUGGCUCGCGUCUUCACCUGCGGUCCCGCGCUCGCAAAGCUCAUCCAGGGCGCUGAAUGGGCCGACAUCAACCUGCCUGAAGUGUUCCAGAUCACGGAAGAGCGCCUGGCGCGGUUGCAGGCCGGCGAGAAGAACUUCAAGCACCGUAUGUAA